AUGGGUCUUCUUACCCUCAAGGAAGACAGGCCGACGCCCAAGGAGGUGUACAACUGGCGCGUCUACGCGUGCGCCGCCGUCGCCUCCUUCGCUUCGUGCCUGAUCGGUUACGAGUCCGCCUUCUUCGGCACCACCCUCGCCCUUCCCUCCUUCACCUCCGAGUUCAAGUUCAGCACCUAUGAGCCCAAUGAUCUCGCCCUCCUCAAGCAAAACAUCGUCUCCGUCUACCAGGCCGGUGCCUUCUUCGGCUCCCUCGCCGCCUUCGUCUCCUCGUACUAUCUCGGUCGCCGCUACUCUCUGGUCCUGUUCAACGCCAUCUUCGCUGUCGGAUGCAUCAUGCAGCUUGCCUGCACUGGUGACAAGGGUCUCGGCCUCAUCAUUGGCGGCCGCGUCCUCGGUGGCUUCGGUGUCGGCGGCUGCUCCAACAUGACCCCCAUCUACAUCUCCGAGCUCUCCCCGCCUGCCGUCCGUGGCCGCCUCGUCGGUUUCUACGAGCUCGGCUGGCAGAUUGGUGGCCUCGUCGGCUUCUGGAUCAACUACGGCAUCAACACCACCAUGGCCCCCAGCCACUCGCAGUGGCUCAUUCCCUUCGGUGUCCAGCUCAUCCCCUCCGGUCUCCUCUUCAUCGGCUGCUUCUUCAUCCCCGAGUCCCCCGCUGGCUCCUGUCCAAGGAUCCCCGUGGACCACCCUUACAUGCAGGAGGAGCUUGCCCUCAUCGACGACGACCUCGAGCGCUACCACCGCGAAGUCGGCGCCGGUUUCUGGAAGCCCUUCAAGGCCCUCAAGGACCGUGCCGUCCAGUGGCGCUUCCUCCUCGGUGGCCUCCUCUUCGUCUUCCAGAACGGUUCCGGCAUCAACGCCAUCAACUACUACAGCCCCACCGUCUUCCGCAGCAUCGGUAUCCAGGGCACCAACACCUCCUUCCUCACCACCGGCAUCUUUGGCGUCGUCAAGACCGUCCUCACCUUUGUCUGGCUCCUCUUCCUCAUCGACCACGCCGGCCGCCGCAUCAUGCUCAUCGUCGGUUCCAUCGGUGGCUCCCUCUGCAUGUGGUUCAUCGGCGCUCUCCAGCGGCGGCAUCGCCGCCAUCUUCUUCUUCUACCUCUGGACCGCCUUCUACACCCCCUCGUGGAACGGCACCCCUGGGUCGUCAACUCGGAGAUGUUCAACCAAAACACCCGCUCCCUCGGCCAGGCCAACGCCGCCGCCAACAACUGGUUCUGGAACUUCAUCAUCGCCCGCUUCACCGAGCAAAUGUUCAACGCUUGGGGCUACGGCGUCUACUUCUUCUUCGCCUCCCUCAUGAUCCUCUCCUCCAUCUUCGUCUUCUUCUUCAUCCCCGAGACCAAGUCCAUCCCCCUCGAGCGCAUGGACCGCCUCUUUGCCAUCAAGCCCACCUGGCGCGCCCACGGCGUCCUCAUGCAGGAGCUCUCCCAGGAGGAAAUCCGCGCCGACAGCCACAGCCAGAGCGACAAGGCCGACGUUGUCGAGGAGGAGAAGCAAAAGGCCGCUACCACCACCCAGGUCUAA
Molecule: messenger RNA, 1530 nt
Organism: Parascedosporium putredinis
Lineage: Eukaryota; Fungi; Ascomycota; Sordariomycetes; Microascales; Microascaceae
Source: the annotation of a GenBank genome assembly